GCUUCAGAGGCAAGAAGAUGGUCAUGCACGACUCAAGCGCUGUAUAUUGAUUGGUGAUCACCACCAGCUACCUCCCGUAGUGAAGAAUAUGGCUUUCCAGAAAUAUAGUCACAUGGAUCAGAGUUUGUUCACGAGGUUUGUUCGUCUUGGUAUUCCUUAUAUUGAGCUCAAUGCUCAAGGAAGAGCAAGGCCAAGCUUAGCUAAACUCUACAACUGGCGAUACAGAGAUUUGGGAGACCUUUCUAUUGUUAAGGAAGCACCCAUCUUCCACAGGGCAAAUGCUGGACUCUCAUAUGAAUAUCAAUUGGUAGAUGUGCCUGAUUAUGAGGGGAAGGGAGAAUCAACACCAUCUCCAUGGUUUUAUCAAAAUCAGGGAGAAGCUGAAUAUAUCGUCAGUGUCUACAUAUACAUGAGAUUGUUAGGAUAUCCUGCGAAUAAGAUAUCAAUAUUGACUACAUACAAUGGUCAGAAGCUCUUAAUCCGUGAUGUUAUCAACCGUCGAUGUGCUCCCUAUCCUUUCAUUGGCCCGCCAAGCAAGGUGACUACAGUGGAUAAGUUCCAAGGACAGCAGAAUGAUUUUAUUUUGCUGUCUCUUGUUCGGACACGCUUUGUGGGUCAUCUACGUGAUGUAAGAAGGUUGGUAGUUGCAAUGUCACGUGCUCGGCUCGGUUUGUAUGUGUUCUGCCGCCGUUCUCUCUUUGAACAGUGCUAUGAGCUGCAACCAACGUUUCAGCUUCUUCUUCAAAGACCCGAUCGGCUAGGACUCAAUCUUAAUGAGAACACAGCUUAUACAGAUCGCACGGUGGAGGAAGUUGAAAACCCUUAUUUUGUUCAUGAUGUUGAAGAGAUGGCACACAUAGUUCACGAUAGGAUGAACCAGUUCUACCAGGCACAAGGAGUAUAUGAGCAAUACCAGAACAACAUGCCACAGAUGGAAGAUGGUAAUGAGGACAUGGAGAGUGAUUCAGUAGUAGAAGCUGUAGAUGGUGAUGAAUCUGAGAAAAAUACGCAGCAGCUAAACCAAGCCCCAGACAAAGACGGUGAAUCAUCAAAGGAGGUGGCUGGAAUGGAAGUGGACAAUAAUGGAUUUAGCAGUGAGAAUGGAAAGGCUGAUGAGAAUUAGGACAAAUCAAACUGGGAAUAUAUCAAAUUUAUCCCACUCGGAAGUUGAUAAGUGAGUUGAUGUUUAUAACAAAUGAGGGCAUUUGUAGCUACUUUAAGAUAUUUUUACUCAAUUUUGAGUAAAUUCGAAUUUUUAAAAUCGAAUUGACAAUAUGCUGGAGAAAACGACUCCAUUUUGUUA
Molecule: messenger RNA, 1303 nt
Organism: Camelina sativa (false flax)
Lineage: Eukaryota; Viridiplantae; Streptophyta; Magnoliopsida; Brassicales; Brassicaceae
Source: RefSeq, a predicted model, not a curated record